Molecule: messenger RNA, 4051 nt
Organism: Plodia interpunctella (Indianmeal moth)
Lineage: Eukaryota; Metazoa; Arthropoda; Insecta; Lepidoptera; Pyralidae
Product: protein SPT2 homolog
Exons: 9
Coding region: 150-2237 (695 amino acids)
Biological process (GO): transcription by RNA polymerase I; nucleosome assembly
Cellular component (GO): nucleolus
Molecular function (GO): DNA binding; histone binding
Source: RefSeq, a predicted model, not a curated record
UCAGUACGUUUCCAGAAAAUGGUUGGAUUGUGUGUUGAAUUUAGCUCUGACACGUAUUUUUAUCAAAGUCGUAAAUAGUUUGAGAAAAUUAUACAAUGUUGUCAAUUUAUGGAGUAUAAUUGUUAAGAAUUGUGGAUAAUCCUAUAAAAAUGGAGUUCCGUGAAACAUUAUUGGCUGCUCAACGAAAUCAACAAGGGAAGUCAUCUGCCAGUUCAUAUUACAAGGCGCGGUUUGAUCCUCCGAAAAAAGAGCAAAAACAAAAGGAUCGGUUGUCUGCGAACAUCCAGAAGUUUUUAGCUAAAAAAGAUGAAGAGGAAAAACAAAAGAAAUUAGAAGCUCAGAGGAAACGCGAGGAGCUGCUGGCGAUGCGAGAUCCCAAGGCUCUCAGGAAAAUACAAAAGACUCUAAAAGUGAUAAAAUCUGCUAACAAGUCUGUAUUAGAGGAUGCAGUGGACCGGGAACACACAGCUAUCACUCUGCAGGGCCCGGAGCAGCCAGACCAGGACGACUAUGGCUAUGAAUCACAGGAAGCGGCUGCUCUUUACCAGAAAAUGAUGCAAAAAUAUAGCAAGAUCCCAGAUGAACCCAAAUUUUCUGUAGCAAGCACAACGGUCAAGAAGGAUUUGAAUGGCACAAGAGAAAGAGUGAAACAUGCAUUACAGCACGAAGACGAGCCAGUACCUCACAAAAGGAGGAGGAGAACAGAGAAUGGAGAAAAAGAGCUGAGUCCAACACCCAAAGAAUUAGAUCGGAAGAAAGAGGACCAAAAGUCGGACAAACCUAAAAUAAGGAAGCCUAUGCCGCCACCCAUGGAUUUCAACCAGCUGUUGAAGCUAGCCGAGCAAAAGAAAAGUGAGCCCAUUGAAGUAGGUCCUAAGAAGAUGACUGCCGAACAGGAGGCUGAAAGGUUGAUGACCAAAAAACAGAAACGUGAAUAUGAGGAAGAGAUGGCGAGACGACAACGACGGCAAGAGCGACUGGAGGCGGAAAAGACAGGCGGCAAGAAAGGCCAGAAAGAAGACAGAUUAAUUGACAGAGAUAGGAAGCCUGAAACUACUGGGUUUGGAAGGAUUCCCAAACUAAAUGACAAAAAUAGCAAUCAUUCUAAUGAAAGAUCCAAGUCUUCCGAAAGAGACAGAGGUGAUAAAUUGCAGAGGGAUAAAGACAGGCAGAGAUUGGAAAGAGAAAAAGUUAUUCGCGAGAAUUUCGAGAGAGAACGGUUAGACAGAGAAAAAAUUAACAAGGAAAAGUUAGAAAAGGAAAGGUCGGACAGAGAUAGGCUGGACAAAAUGAGAGCAGAAAGGGAAAGGUUAGACCGGGAGAUAGAGAGGCUCAACAGAGACCGGGAGAGGUUAGACAAGACGAGAACUAAACUGGAAUCUAAAUCAUCGCCAGCUGAAAGAACUAGCAAAUCCGACAAAACUAACAUCAGUUCUAGAGAAUCGAGUGGGAAACAAGAGAUCAAGAACAACAUUGAUCUAAAGAGUCAAAACACUUAUAGGAUAGACAAAAAUUCUGAUAAGAAAUUAACAAUACCAAACAAGAAUAGUGAUGGCAAAUAUCCUAAUGGUCACACUCCAAAUGGAAAACCAGUGCCAAAGUUAGGUAGAGAACAAUUACAGAGAAAUGAUAGGGAUAAGCUUGCAAUGAUGAAACAAAAGUCUCCACUCGAUGGAUCUCCUAAACUAAAUGGAAGAUUAGAGAAUGGUAAACGUCCCGAAAACGGAAAAGUGCCUUUGAAAAAUGAUAGAAAUAUGCAACGUAGUAAGCCACUGCCUGGCUCUAGUAAAGAGAAAAUUUGUAAUAGUUUUGAUUUUGAUAGACAUGUUAAUUCUUUGAAAAACACGAAUGGGGUGAAGAGACCCGAUGGUGCAAAGCAGUUCCCACCGGGAGACGUGCGGCGGAAAAUGCAAGCUAAUGGCGGGAAGGGAAUGCCUAGACGUCGCGCUGUUAAUUCCGAUUCUGAGUAUGACUCUGAAAUGGACGACUUUAUAGACGACGGCGAUGAAAACAUGGACUAUUCGUCGCAUAUCAAAGAAAUAUUUGGUUAUGACAAGUCAAAAUACCGAGACUUGGACGACGAUGAUGACCCAAUGAUGGAGUCCAGUUUUGCUCGACAGCAGCGAGAGGAGUACAUUAGCAAGAAGAUCGGUAUCAUGGAAGAUUUGGAGGAUAUGAAGAUGGAGGCGAUGGAGAAGAAGCGGAAAAAGAAAACACGUCGCAUCAGCGACGACUGACGACAAAGAUAAAUAUCGGACCAAGAAUCACGUUUGUACAUUGCGUAUAUUUAGAGUUUAUUGGGAAAUAUUGUGUUUUAUAUGUGUAUAUGUAUAUUACUAGUUAAGUAUGUGAUUUAGUUGAUUUAUGUUUAAAAAUCUUUCCUCUUCUGUUGUAAAAUUUGCUUUAAAUCUAAUCACAAUAUAAAAACAUAUAAAUUUAUUUUUAAUUUUUAUUUCUAUAAAGUUUCAAAGUUUGCGUGUCAACUAAUAAAUAAUUAAGUGCUUUUAAUCUUUGCAAAAACGUAAAGAUUUGCCUUUGCCAGAUACUUUCAGGAAUUUGAUAAUUUUAUACACAAUAUAGUAAAUAUGGAAGUAAUAUAUAUUAGGUAUUACAUUUGAUUUUUCACUUUCUUAAUUUAUCUUCUUCUACAUUUCAAUCUUAUUAAUUAGCAUAUAAAGCUUUGGUGGUCGUGUUACAUAUUUUGCUAUUCUCACUAGUGGACCAAAAUAUUUGUGAAGCUAGCCAGAGGCUAAUCUGCAGGCAUUAAAAUAACAACUUCUUUUUAAAUUUUCAGAAAUUGCGCAUAUUUUAAGCUAAAGUAUGUUUGUCUGGAUAUUUAUAGUUUUUAUUACAUAAUUUCAGUUCGAAAACAAUCUAAAUAUAUAAUAGGGAGUAUUACUGCACAUUUAUCCCGCCAGAGUACAGCAUUGUAUGUUAGGUACACUAAAGCUUAGCCGUCUUUUGUUAUGUCGAUUAAAACGUUUAUUUUAGAGUACUUUAUUAUUUCUUACAUUAUGUAAGCAUUGGUUUGUGAAAAUAUACAACAAUGUAGCAUAUUCGGGUGCCGAAAUAUUGGGAAAAAUCGUUUUACAUAAGAUAUAAAAACUUCGAAAACUAUAGGAUACCCCUCGCGCUGUAAAAUCAGCCAGUAAACUGUCGAAAAGAAGCUUGGAACACUUCAUACGUGAAGAUUUUCAGUAAAAAUCAAGAAAAUCUGCAACAAUAUUGAAAUUGGCGCUUUUUCCUCCAUUGGCAAUAUUUGUGUACCUUAGUUGUACCAGUAGCGCCAUCUGCGCUGAGCUUUGUGUAAUAUGCCAAUAUUCUUAUAACUUAUCUCAUAUUCUUUAAGUAAAAAAAACGCUAAAAUAUAUACCACACAAAGAUUUUGGCCUUUAUGUAUGAGUCUGUGGAGAAUCUGGUUGAAGUUAUGUUGCGAGUUGUAAAUGCUACGUGACGUUAUAAUACUGCGUCAAAAAUAUCACAAAAAAUGUAUGGACAUUUUAAAAAAAGAUCGAUUGAUCUGUGUAUUCCUAUACUAUCAGUCACUAGAAAGUGUAGUUUACUAAUUCAAGAAAAUAUUUUCAUAAGAAUAUGUAUAUUGUAAUUCGUUACGGAAACAUAAAAUUCUUUUUUAUAAUUGAACAAUAAAUAAAACAGGCUUAGACAUAGAAGAAAAUAAAAAUAUAUUUUUUUCUUCAAUCUUUGUUAAAACAUUAACUUUUGCAGUUUUAUGUAAGUAUGUUAACUACAUAAAACUGUAAACAGUUAUAACCAUAGAAAUAGAACAGGUUAUUGGUUACAUAUACAAUUCUGUUUUUUUAUAUAAAAUAAAAUAUCGUUAGUAACAUUUAUGUUGUUUAUUUUAUGAAUACUACGAAUAUGUAGUAGUUAACUACUGCCUUUUUAAUAGAAUGCCUUACAUUUUUGUGAACACUUGUAAAAUUUGGUAUUUAUAUAAAAACUAUUAUAUAAAAUUGUAUAGCUUUGUUGUGAUUCAGAUAUAAAAGACAAAAAAAAGUUAACCAUUCAAAAUAAAAUAUUUACAUUUGAA